Molecule: messenger RNA, 2229 nt
Organism: Torulaspora delbrueckii
Lineage: Eukaryota; Fungi; Ascomycota; Saccharomycetes; Saccharomycetales; Saccharomycetaceae
Gene: ALK1
Product: protein kinase ALK1
Exons: 1
Coding region: 1-2229 (742 amino acids)
Biological process (GO): intracellular signal transduction; mitotic cell cycle
Cellular component (GO): nucleus; cytoplasm
Molecular function (GO): histone H3T3 kinase activity
Source: RefSeq, a predicted model, not a curated record
AUGGACUAUGACACGUCGUUCGAGGAGUUUGCGGACGGAAAGAAAUUUAUAGCUGUUGUUGUUUCGGAUAAUGAGGACGAUUACAACUCAUGGGAGGAUUCAGGGCCCGAUGAAGAGGUCAAAUCUCCUGUUGGAAGUAGUAGUGUGCGUAGUAUGGCUGUUGGAGGGGUUUUAAGUGCUAGUGGUACGCCUGGUAAAGUUGGUUUGGUGAAGAGUAAAGGCGAGGAGAAGGAGAGGGAGAAGAAAAGGUGGUCUUUUAUGUCUAAUCAUUCUUCUUCUUCUGGUACAGCUAAGAAGCGUUGGUCUGCACUUUCUACAUUUACGUUGGACUCUGAUACGAGACAUUCGAGGGAGUCCAAGGAUAAGGAUGCGAAAUUUAUCAAACGGGUCUCUACACAUAGUUCGCUUUCAUCGCAUAAGCGAGGUUCAAUCAUUAGUAAUAGUGAGAAUGAGCAAUGUGCAAAGUCGCCUCAUUCAUUGAAGAGAAGUUCUACUGGUUCAUCAUUGAGGCAGUUGUUUGGGCUUAUUGCAUUAAAUGAUGAGAAUAAGGAGAAUCAUGGUAAGAGCGAUCAAACGCUUAAACAACCUUCUGCGAACACUUCAAAGGUUAAACAUAGUGUUGUGCAAGCGAAAGAGCGCAGAAAUUCAAAUUUUAGAGCUCCUUUGACGCCUGUUGUGAAUGAGGCUAAUCGCCAAAGGCAUUCUGUUAUGCUUGGGAACAAUGGGUAUGCUAAUUACUCGAUGUCGACUGUGGCUACUUCUAGAGAAAACGGUUCGGGAUUCCAUACACAUUCCCCCAGUAUUUCGUCGCUUUCGUCAAUCAAUUCGUCGAGUUCUAAAUGGAGGUUCUGGAAGCGAGGCAAUAAUAAUUCACUUUCGAGAUCGUCCUCAUCCCAGUCGCUCAAUGUGGCACAUGAAAAUGGCUCUAUGAAUGAUUCUAAGGUUAAGAAUAGAAGUUCUUUGGCAGAUUUACACAAGUCGCUUUUUCCGCACAGUAACAAUAGCGGUGGAAAUGGUAGCCUGGAUCUGAACGACAAUUGCUCGAUCGCUUCUAGCACAUUAUCCAAGAGACCAUCAUCGUCUAACUUGUCGAUCAAUGGGUUAAAACACCGAUCUUCGCAAUCGAGCUUGAAACACAAGACCUCUCAUAGUUCUUUGCAAAGGUUCAAGACUAGAAGAAAAUCUAACAACACAGGUGGUGGGGGAGAUGACUGCUCAUCUUCGAACUCCCAAGGUCCUCAGAUCUCGCUACCUGUACCAGACCAGGUCUCCCGUGAUAAGAUCCGGGCUAAGCUUAGAAACUCUACUUCCCUGUUGUCUUUGGGAUCCACGACACCGGUUGUCAUGAAGGACUACGACGAGGCACUUCUAACCCAGCUCCUAGAGCUUUGCGAUAUUAGACACGUCGUCAACGAAAAGGAUAUAAUGGCGUCUUUGGCAGACUCUCGAAAACUUACUUCACACGUUCGGAGUCCUCGUAAGAACGAAGCAGUGGUCAUUAAGAAAUUACCGCUGGGAACUUUGGAAGAUGUCACAUACUCAAAGGAAAUGUGCUUGCAAGAAUUAAAAAUGUUACGCCUCUCGAAGGGAACAACGGGUUUGCCCUGGCUAUUGCACUCAUACGUGAUACGCGAGAAGAUCGAACAAGGCAAUGAUACGAGACUUUUCUUGAUGCUUGUACUGAAGAACCAUGGUAAUCCACUCUCGACUGUAAAUUUGACCAGUUGGUCACAGGCUUUGCACAUCUUUUGGCAAUGUGUAACCAUACUUUACGUCGCAGAGACGAAAUUUCAAUUCGAGCACAGAAACCUUAUCCUUGAUCACAUACUUGUGGACAGAAACCUGAAUGUUACACUAUGUGAUUUGAAAUGUAGCAGAGCCCAAAUGGGGCCUAAUGAGCCUGUUAUUUACACCAGACUGGAUCAUCCACUCUUUUUUCAAGGCGGCGGUGAUUACCAGUACGAAAUCUACAAGUUAAUGCGGUUCAUCUUGGCUGAGACCUGUUCCUGGGACAGCUAUGAGCCACGCACCAAUUUGCUCUGGCUACACUAUCUCUGCGUUAAACUAUUUCAGAGGUACGAAAACAAGCUUAACAAAUCGGGAUCAGCGAGGGACAAGUUGAGUAAACUGGCGCAAUUAGUCGACCCAAGUGCAUCGACCAAACGUGGGCUUUUCAAGAGAAAUGAGAUAGACGUCAAAACUUGUGGGGAUUUACUAAGGUUUAAAUAG